Molecule: messenger RNA, 2534 nt
Organism: Agrilus planipennis (emerald ash borer)
Lineage: Eukaryota; Metazoa; Arthropoda; Insecta; Coleoptera; Buprestidae
Gene: kra
Product: protein krasavietz
Exons: 6
Coding region: 145-1413 (422 amino acids)
Cellular component (GO): membrane; cytoplasm
Molecular function (GO): protein binding
Source: RefSeq, a predicted model, not a curated record
AAUAUCGAUUCCGGUUUCUGCCUUCUAAUGGUAGCUUAACAGUUCGUAAGUUCUUACUGACAAAUCUUUCAAGUUUUUGCAUUUUAAUAUUAACGCUUAAAGGAUAAAGUGCUUCUUGUUUUAAAAGUCAAUAUAAAUUUUUGUAUGAGUCAAAAAGUAGAGAAGCCAGUUUUAUCCGGUCAGCGUAUAAAGACCAGAAAAAGAGAUGAAAAAGAGAAGUAUGAUCCCUUUGGAUUUAGGGAUGCAAUAAUUACUGGGCUCGACAAAUGUGGUAAUGAUUUUGAAAAUAUUUCACGAUAUUUAGACGGUGCAGGCAACAAACUUGAUUACCGUCGAUAUGGAGAAUGUCUGUUUGACAUACUUAUUGCUGGUGGGAUUUUGGUUCCUGGAGGUGCAAUAUCUCAAGAAGGAGAUCCUCCAUACAAGACCGAUGUUUGCAUCUUCAAUGUUCCAGAUGACAUAAACUUAGAAGUUAUGAAAAGUUGGGAGCAAGUCGUCAUAAAACUUAUGCGUCGAUAUAAAUACUUGGAGAAAAUUUUUCAAGAUGAAAUUCGAAAAAUUUUAUUGUUUGUAAAGUACUUUAGUCCUCCUGAGAGGAAAAAGUUAUCUGUGAUGGUGUCGUUGUGGAUUUCAAACGGCAGCAUCCCGUUCAACUCGGUGUUGGUGUUAAAUAAUUCUCAUCUGGUUAAAGAACAUGUGGCACUCGAUUUUCUGAUAGAAAUAUUCAAGUGGUGGCGACAAGAAAAGGGAGUAAAUUCUCUCUAUUCUGCAAUAAAAAAAGCCAACAUCGAAACGCACUUGAUGAGCUUUGUGCCUGAUACGAAACAGUCGCAAAUGUAUUUCCGUAAUGCAUUCAUGGAAAACGAACUGGAAGACAUUUUGAAAUUAUACAAUGAUCAACAUCAGCAACAGGCAAAGAAAGAGUUGCAAAUACUAUUGAGUGAAAGUCUUCAAGAGGGAAAAUCGUUAAAAGAUACCAUUACAGAAAUUAAGGAAUUUUCCAAUCGCGAAACAAUUCAAGAACACGAGAUUGUCUGCAUAAUAUGGUCUACUGUUAUGUCAGUUCCAGAGUGGAAUAAAAAGGAAGAACUAGUUACUGACCAAGCCGUUCGCCAUUUGAAACAGUAUACAAACUUAUUCUCAGCAUUUACCCAAAAUGCCCGUUCCGAAUUGAAUUUGUUGCUCAAGAUUCAAGACUAUUGUUAUUCAAACAUGACGUUUAUGCGAGCCUUCCAAAAGAUCAUAAUGUUGUUUUAUAAAACUGACGUUAUUUCAGAGCAAGUAAUUUUAAAAUGGUAUAAGCAAGAUUACAACGUAAAGGGUAAGAUGAUGUUUGUGGAUCAAAUGAAAAAUUUCGUCGAAUGGCUGCAGAAUGCAGAAGAGGAAAGCGAUUCGGACGCAAGCAGCGACUAGGUAGCUUGUUAAUUAAUGAUUGAUUGGUUGUAAUUAAUAUGGAAGGAUAUACAUAGUUUUUGUUGUAAUGGUGCGAGAAAUAUUUGUACCUCAAAAUUUAUUUGCUGUUAACCGAACUGGAAAAUGCGGCUAUUUUUCUUAAAAAUAGAAAAUUAUGUUUUAAGUCAACAUUAAAUUUAAAUGUUUUUUUAUUAUUAUCAUUACUGCUACUACAACCACUAAUUAGGUAACUCAUUACUACUCUACUGCUGAUACUAUUACAAAGCAGGGAUAGUUCUGUGUAAAUUUUUAUGUUAAAAACAUUAGGAAAAAAACUCCAAAAUAUUGAAGAUAAUAUUACUUUCCUUUUUUAAAAAACAUCGAGUUCUUGGCUUUCAUUAUUUUCUCUGUUUUACUCAUGUAAAAAUCCUGGACUGAUAAGGAUCGUUUUGUUCCAUUCUGAGUUUGAAAAAACAUUCUGAAGCUGAAUUGAUUACUUUUUUAAUAAUGUACAACAUGUACUUUUUUACCGAAGGCGCUAAUAUUUUAUUAAAUAAAUAAUCGAAAAAAUCUCACAUAAUCGAAAAGUAGUUUAUACAUCAAAUGGCUUUUUACAUAAAGUGCCUGUGUAUGCGAUACCACUUUACAUUUUGAAUAUAUUAAUUCUUGGAACUAUUGCAGUUUGGCGGUAUCCCGUGUACUUAAGAAUAGAGAACCCCCCAAAAAAAUAUUAACAGUCCUAUGCUUAUUGUUACAGUUAUUUUCUUGUUAUAAAAAUGAACCGUUCAGCUUGAGAAUCGCUUUUUUUCUAGCUUAGAAGGGGCUAAAAGCAAUCUUUAUCUGCCUAUCUCUGUUUUUUCGACUAAACCAAUAAGAAUGUGUUCACUGGUGCCUUAAACCGUUUCACUUUAAAUUAAUGAAGUAUGCUACAAAUCUUCUGUAUUUCUAUUUUAAAGCAAAGCUAAAGCAUAGUACUACUUUCACCAUUAGUUUUCUAUUUAUAUUACAAGGUAGAAACAAAAUAAUUAAUUUAACGAAGAAAACUCGUUGAUUGAUUAUUGCUGCUAACUUUAAUUAUUUGGCUUUAUCUUAUAUUCAGGCAGGUUGUUGGGCCCCUCACAAAUAAAGAAAAACAAAGUUAC